GCAGACCCACGACCAUUCUUCUUAUCGUGAUUCUUGCUCUAUGACCAACAACUGUUAUCUGAGCGCUACCCUUUGAAAUCUCAUCAGUGCUACACAUUUUCCUUUACACACUGGUUUGGAUAAAAUGACCGGCGAUGCUCGCAAUAUCAUCGAACCACUUUUGACUGACUACGUACGCACAUUCAAUGAUGGUGAUUUUGACCGUAUGCACGGAUUUUAUCACAAAAAUGCUGUGAUGGUAGAAAAGGACAAAAGCGUGUUGUGGGGACAAAAAGACAUCGUAGCCUCUUUACUACAGAUGGCCACCGACUGUGGAAAAACCAGAAUAGAGAUCUCAAACUCGAAAUACGACGGUAUCGGGGACUUUCUCAACGUGACUACAGAUUUCGCUUUUCACACAGAGAAGAGUGGAGUGCUUCAUGGGUCGUUCAUACAAAUCUGGAGGAGAGAUGGAAACAGUUAUACCAUUUAUCAUGAUGAAUAUGAAAUGUUUUAGUGUUACUUGAGUCAUC
Messenger RNA from Cylicocyclus nassatus, 512 nucleotides. NCBI's taxonomy places the organism in Eukaryota, Metazoa, Nematoda, Chromadorea, Rhabditida, Strongylidae. The record is from the annotation of a GenBank genome assembly.